AUGCAAGUUGAAAACCAGAACAUCCUCUUCCACAUGCACGUGAAGGCAACCAGGGUGCUAGAAACCAGAAGAACGUACCUCGCUGGGAUUUGCUUGGAUGGUAAGAUCAGGGGAUGCCUGAAAAGAAUCUCAUUGAGAACUACUGCAGGAAUCCAGACAGCUCCCAGAAAGAAUCUCAUUGAGAACUACUGCAGGAAUCCAGACAGCUCCCAGAAAGGAACCUGGUGCUUCAGCCGAGACCCGCUGGAGAGACGCGAGGAAUGCAUCGUGCCUAUCUGUGCUAAGUUUGAAAGACAAACUGAAAAAAUUGUCGCUCUGGAUGCAAUUAUCCUCCACCCCAAAUAUAAUUGGAAAGAGAACCUGGACAGAGACAUUGCUCUCUUUCUCCUGACGAAACCACUGACCUUCACAGAGAACAUCGCGCCCAUCUGUCUGCCCACCAAGAAAGUUGCUAAGAAUCCGAUGUUUGCCGGGUUCAAGGGCCGUGUGACGGGCUGGGGAAACGAGUAUGAGAUGAGGACAAGCGCUCCCCAGUCUCUACCGCAGGUCCUGCAACAGACCCACCUGCCCAUUGUUCUGCAGGAGACCUGUCGCGAUUCUACCAAGAUCAGAGUGACUGACAACAUGUUCUGCGCAGGAUUCAGCUCAGAUGAUUCUGUAAGUGGAGAUUCCUGUGAGGGUGACAGUGGGGGUCCAUUUGUCAUGAAGAAGAUGACCGCUGAUAGAAUCUUCUCAUGGGGAGAAGGCUGCGACCGUAGCGGCAAAUACGAAUUUUACACCCGCCUUUUCCGUAUGCGAAGAUGGAUGCUGAAAGUGAAGAAACCGAAUCGUGAAAGUUAAAAAAAAAAAAAAAGACAAUUUGACUUUUUUCUUUGUGUGUAGUAAUACAAAAAUAAAAGAUGUAAUCCGUGGGAUCCUGUUUUCACUGUACAGAACUAAAAACGAAUGCAAACCUGGCUUCCCAGCUAGAAUGUAAUCAGCAACCAAACCGGCUUCAAGGUUGCGAAGCAGAAGUUGCUGCGAUAAAUUGAUAUCAAAAUGGCUGCCAGCAAAUUCGUCGA
Polyodon spathula (Mississippi paddlefish) is the source of this 1061-nucleotide messenger RNA. Its product is annotated as prothrombin-like. The transcript is spliced from 7 exons. Gene Ontology annotation, biological process: proteolysis; blood coagulation. Bases 1 to 840 code for a protein of 279 amino acids. NCBI's taxonomy places the organism in Eukaryota, Metazoa, Chordata, Actinopteri, Acipenseriformes, Polyodontidae. Gene Ontology annotation, molecular function: calcium ion binding; serine-type endopeptidase activity. The record is from RefSeq and is a predicted model, not a curated record.